Messenger RNA from Linum tenue, 1584 nucleotides. NCBI's taxonomy places the organism in Eukaryota, Viridiplantae, Streptophyta, Magnoliopsida, Malpighiales, Linaceae. The record is from the annotation of a GenBank genome assembly.
AUGGUGGCAGCUGCCAUUGGUCAAGUCCUGGAUUCGGAUGUUUUUGCUUGCAAGGAGACGGGGGAACGUUUUAUCAAAGUUCGUGCGGUUAUCGACUUCGCCAAACCACUCCGGUCCCAAUUAUGGGCUCCUAGCGACGAGGUUGACUGUUUUUGGGUGAACCUGAAAUAUGAGUUUCUCCCUAGUUUUUGCUACCAUUGUGGUCGGGUGGGUCACGCUCGACGUGAAUGCUCGUUCGAUCCGCCUAAGGGAAAGGAGCGGUUUGGCCCUCACAUGUCGACUCGGAAACUGGGGAGAAAAAUCUACGAUGAGGAGACUGAUACUAUGAGGAGUAGGGGCCAGAGACAGACGGUGUGGGUCAACCGCCAAAUUAAUGGCCCUACCCACAAUGGACGAACCUACGUUGGUGGUCGGGAUGAAAUGAAGCCCGUGGUAGUGAAGAAACCGGAGGUUGCUCCUCGGAAUGAUGCGAUGGGAGGCACAAUCCAUAAUAAUAAAUCGACUCAGGAUCAGGGACUGAGAGCCCAUCCAAGCAAAUCGACGAGUCCUCGAGGGUUUCCUGUCACGAAACCACCACGGCUUCAGCUCGCCCGAGGAAGAAACUCUAGAAAACUCGGCCAACUCGGGAAUAAAUCUGAAACUGGCGGACGGGAUGGUGAAGGGGAUGAACGCAGGGGUCUUGGUGUCUCUUGCGAAGACCCGUUGGAGCUGAUCGAUGACUCGACGGGAAUCAUUGCCGCCACUCGUCGGCGUCGCCUUAUCCUGGAAUCCGAUUCCGACGAUGAUGCUUUGACGAUUGACAAGCCUCCACCGGUUACAGACUUAGGGCCGGCGGGGGUUCAGGGGUCUGGUUCUAAGGCCCCUCUCCAAGAUAACUGGACCAGUGGUGUGAUUGGGCCAGUAGGGGAGCAGGUUACGGGGCAGGGCGAUGGGCCAGUGGCAGGGGAAAAGCCCACUCCUGGUAAGGGGUCGGCCAAGAAAGGCCGUGUGGGCCAGAAGCAGCAUCAGGCCCGUCCCCCCAAGAAAAGCAAUUCGAGGAAGGCCAAGGGGGAGGGUGGGCGCGGUGGGUCACGGAAGGGUGGCCCAAAUGGGCUGAAAGCUGACCAAGUUGGGCCUAUGGAGUUGGGCGGAGCAGAGGGGCAGCCCCAUGGGCUGGCGCCCAAGGCUGAAUUGAUUAAAGCUUUGGUUUCCGAAAAUUCAGAUUCGGAGGAAGACCAUCAAUGCUUUGAGAUCAAACGAAGGGGUCCUUCAUCCAAGUCUAAUGUUUUGGAUGCUCCUGCACCAGGGCGGGUUAGUCAAGUGGUGGCCGCGUUUGAAGCAGGUCUGAUAAUUAAUUCAGGGGCUUCUCUGAGUGUGCAGGAAGAGUUGGAAGAGAAAUUUGAAGUUCCGGGCGAGAGUGCUGUUUUAGACGAAUAUGGGUCAAACUUGGUGAACCAAGAGCUUGGGACGCGUAAGCGCCCGCUGGAGACUGUUGAGGGAGAGAUGGGAGAUGCUCCCUCGCCAAAGAAACAGUUUAUUGAAGUUGAUGACAAUCUGGAACAGGUGGAGGAAGCCAGCCUAAAAUGGCCCCAGUCUAAUAAAUGA